Wasmannia auropunctata (little fire ant) is the source of this 380-nucleotide messenger RNA. Its product is annotated as integumentary mucin C.1-like. The record is from RefSeq and is a predicted model, not a curated record. The annotation marks the transcript as partial. Lineage: Eukaryota; Metazoa; Arthropoda; Insecta; Hymenoptera; Formicidae. The transcript has 2 exons.
UUCUUGAUCUUGACGAUCCUGAUGUGCGCCAUGGCCCAGGAAUGCGAACCAUCCAUCAUUUGUCGCUUAUUACGCAAAUGUCGUUGCUUUACGACACCGUCAACGACAUCAUCAACAACAAUAACAACAACACCUGUAAUAUCAACGACAUCACCAACAACAAUAACAACAACACCUGCACGUAGACGUGCAUCCAUCAUUUGUCGCUUAUUACGCAAAUGUCGUUGCUUUACGACACCGUCAACGACAUCAUCAACAACAAUAACAACAACACCUGUAAUAUCAACGACAUCACCAACAACAAUAACAACAACACCUGCACGUAGACGUGCAUCCAUCAUUUGUCGCUUAUUACGCAAAUGUCGUUGCCUUACGACACC